This is a messenger RNA of Brenthis ino (lesser marbled fritillary), 3720 nucleotides long. The record is from the annotation of a GenBank genome assembly. NCBI's taxonomy places the organism in Eukaryota, Metazoa, Arthropoda, Insecta, Lepidoptera, Nymphalidae.
AUGUCCAGUAUAUUUAAGUGUUGUAUGAAAGACAGGGAUUGUGAAAAGAGUUUUGUUAAAUCUGAUACAACUUUAGUUAAAAUGGAAAGUAAUUUUAAUAUAAUAGAAGCAAACUGUAAAUCAGAAACGGAUUUCGGCAAGAUGAUAUUGACAGAACAAAUCAACGGACAUGCGUCGUGCCCCUUCAGUGGUUCGCAGUUGACAUCGGAGAGUCAAAAACAAAUGAAACCAAAUCUUCGGGUAAAAGUUCCUCAUCCAAUAAGACUAAAGAAUCAUCUUGUCGGUGAAGAAAAUUUCGAUGUUCUACACUCACAGAUUGAUGAAAUCAGUAGUUUUAAUACAAAAUGCACGCCGGCUGUCUGUCAAAACAGUAUUAUGGACAUUCCAAACAGAGGCGAUACCCCGAGAACCGCCGAGGAAGUCUUCAAAGAAGCUCAAGCUUUUCUCAACCAAUAUUUUUCUUCAAUACGCAGAGAAAACACAGAAGCCCAUGUAAAAAGACUACAAGAAGUUCAAAGAGAGUUAAAUGAAAAAGGUACUUAUCAACUCAACACUCCCGAGUUGGUAUUCGGAGCUAAGCUAGCGUGGAGGAACGCAUCACGAUGUAUAGGGAGGAUCCAGUGGAAGAAAUUACAGAUAUUCGAUUGUAGAGCUGUAACGACCGCAAGUGGUAUGUUCGAAGCACUUUGUAAUCAUAUCAAGUACGCCACAAAUAAAGGAAACAUAAGGUCGGCGAUAACUAUAUUUCCUCAACGAACAGACGGUAAGCACGACUACAGGAUAUGGAAUCCGCAACUCAUUAACUACGCUGGGUAUACAGAGCCAGAUGGGACGGUAUUGGGCGACCCUGCUAGAGUUGAAUUUACUGAGAUUUGCAUAAAGCUUGGAUGGAAGCCGCCUCGCACGGCGUGGGAUGUUUUACCCAUAGUGGUGUCAGCGGACGGCAAGGAUCCUGAAUACUUUGACAUACCUCGUGAAAUUGUAAUGGAAGUUGAAAUGGAACAUCCAGAAUAUGACUGGUUUAAAGAUUUAGGUCUAAGAUGGUACGCGUUACCGGCUGUGUCCAAUAUGCGGCUAGACUGCGGCGGGCUAGAGUUCACGGGAACCGCCUUCAACGGCUGGUACAUGGGCACUGAGAUCGGCUGCAGGAACCUAUGUGAUUCUAACAGAUUGAAUAUUACUGAGAGUGUUGCAAUUAAAUUGGGACUAGACACAAAUUCUUUUGUCUCGCUAUGGAAAGACAAAGCAUUGGUGGAAGUCAAUAUCGCAGUACUACACAGCUUCCACAGGGAUAACGUGUCCAUAGUGGACCAUCAUUCUGCUUCGGAGCAGUUUAUAAAACAUCUGGAUAAUGAGAAUAAAAGCAGGGGAGGAUGUCCCUCUGACUGGGUGUGGAUAGUUCCGCCGAUGUCAUCGUCCCUCACAUCAGUGUUCCAUCAAGAAAUGGCGUUGUAUUACAUGAGGCCGUCGUACGAUUACCAAGACCCACCAUGGAAAACUCACCAGUGGCACAAAGAAGAAGGCACCCAACCAAAGACUAGAAAAUUCCAUUUCAAACAAAUAGCCCGAGCAGUCAAAUUCACAUCGAAGCUGUUCGGACAAGCGCUCUCCAAACGGAUUAAGGCGACGAUCCUUUACGCGAGUGAGACCGGCAAGUCUGAACAAUACGCUAAAGAGCUGGGCACUAUAUUCGGCCACGCUUUUAAUGCACAGGUACAUUGUAUGUCAGAAUACGACGUGUUCUCGAUAGAACACGAGACUCUCCUGUUGAUUGUGACUUCUACUUUUGGAAAUGGCGAGCCGCCGGCUAAUGGAGAAGGCUUCGCUAAACACCUGUGCCAGAUGCUGUGCAAUGAAAAGAUGAAUAUUGGUGAUCAAACUGACAGUGCUGGUCUCAACAAAGUCCCAACGCCGAAGUCCCUAAUGCGAACCAACAGUGUGAUGGCACCAAGUCUUGAAUACAAGAGACAGCUCUCCCGCAUGGAGUCCAACAAGACAAACGUAAACGACUACAAGAGACAGUUGUCCCGCUUGGAAUCUAAUAAGAGCAGUGUAACAGUAACAUCGUCAGCUGAGAACAUAGGACCAUUGAGCAAUGUAUGCUACGCGGUGUUCGCGCUCGGUUCCAGCGUGUAUCCAAAAUUCUGCCAAUUUGGUAAAACUGUUGACAAAAUUCUGGAAGAUUUGGGAGGAGAAAGACUUUUAGAACUGACUUGUGGAGAUGAAAUGUGCGGUCAGGAACAACAGUUUCGUGUUUGGUCUUCUAGUAUAUUCCACGUUGCUUGUGAAACAUUCUGCUUAGAAGAAAACGAUAUGGUAAAAGAUGCUAAAAAAGCCUUUGGUAAAAUACCGUUAACUGAAGAAACUGUGAAAUUCAGUAGAACAGAGAACAGACGAGACAUGAAGUAUGCGCUGGAACAUAGUUAUAAGAAGCAAUUCAUUUCGUGUAAAAUUAAAGAAAAUAAAUAUUUAGGAGAAUCAACUUCUGACCGGUCUACCAUAUUUGUUGAUAUGGAAUCUGAUUCGGAACUUAAAUACGAGCCCGGCGACCACGUGGGCAUCAUGCCUUGUAAUAGGAAAGAGAUCGUAGACGCUGUGUUGGAUAGAUUGAAGGGUGUAGAUAACUUCGACAAACCAGUACAAUUGAAAGUUAUGAAAGAAACUCUCACACCAACAGGUGCCAUUAAAUCCUGGGAGUCUCACGAGCGGAUACCAGCGCUCUCCGUACGCGAGAUGUACACGCGGUUUCUCGACAUCACGUCGCCGCCGUCCAUCAAAGUGCUGAAGUACCUCGUCUCAGUGUGUGGCGACUCGAGUGAGGCGGACUACUUGAGAGAACUGAUUGAGGACAGCAACAAAUACGACGAGUGGUCGCACCACCGCGCGCCGCACCUGGCGGCGGUGAUGGCGGCGGUGCUGGCGCCGCCGCGGCGCGCGCACGCCGCGUUGCUGGCGGCGCUGCUGCCGCCGCUGCGGCCGCGCUACUACUCCGUUUCGUCGGCGCCGCGCGCGCACGCCCGCCGCCUGCACCUCACCGUCGCCGUCGUGGUGUAUAGGACGCAGAAUGGAGAAGGUCCGACUCACUACGGUGUUUGUUCAACAUAUUUGGAAAGUCUGAAACCUGGGGACGAAGUUUUUGCAUUUAUACGGCGAGCACCAAGCUUCCACAUGCCGCAAGACAUUUCAAUACCUCUCAUUCUAGUAGGACCAGGGUCUGGAAUCGCUCCAUUUAGAGGAUUUUGGCAUCACAGAAGAAGUCAAAUAAGAGAAAAUAGUAAGAAGCCCGGACCUAUCUACUUGUUCUUUGGAUGUCGAUACAAGGGCAUGGAUCUAUAUAAGGAGGAAAAGGAACAGGCGUUAGCGGAAGGUGUCAUUACAAAGUCACUUUUAGCGCUUUCCAGAGAGGAAGGGUCCAACAAGAAACACGUCCAAGCUCUUUUAGAAGACGAAGGUGCGAAUAUAACCCGUCUAUUAAUGAAUGAAGGCGGCCAUUUUUAUGUGUGCGGUGAUUGCAAAAUGGCGGAAGAAGUUCAACAGAAGUUGAAAGAAGUUAUCACACAACAUGGAAAUCUGUCGGAAGAGGAAGUGGAAGAUUUCAUAUUAUAUUUAAUGGACGAGAACAGAUAUCACGAAGACAUAUUCGGCAUAACAUUACGUACUUCGAUAGUGCACAAGGCUUCACGGGAAACGGCGAAAAGGACAAGAUUCGAAUCUGGAUCA